AGCAAUCGGUUGCUCGGCGACUCUGGGCAACCGAUCGCCGGGCAACCGGUGGCAGCACGCGAGCAACUCCUAGCAACACCGAUGAAUUUGCUUUCACAUUGCUGACGUCAUAAUUACGUCACGCCGAGGAACUGGGCGACUCUCGACAACCGGCAUUCCAGCCCACCGGCAACCGGACGCAGAUGUGUUUUGAGCCAUGGACGGAGAUAACGAUGCCAUUGAAGCUCGUCUGCAGCGCAUCAGGAUUCUGCGGCUUAUCAAGCUCCGUCAGCGCAGAAGACGCCGCAUGUGGGUGCGGCCGGUGCUGGCUGCUCGCGACGAGCUCGGGGAGUUCAGCCACCUCGUCAGCCAGCUGCGUAGUGACCCAGCUGCCCACCAGCAGUACCUGCGCCUGACGCCAGCCGAGUUUGAUGAUCUGCUGGGCCUCGUGCGGGACGACAUCGCUAAAGAAGUCACCAACAUGCGACGUCCCAUCCCACCUGACGAGCGACUGGCCCUAACCUUGCGAUACCUGGCAGCUGGAGGCGCCAUGAAAACGAUUGCGGAGUCGUAUCGCAUCGCCCCACGCACAGCGACAGGGAUAAUAUAUGAGGUGUGCGAGGCCAUAUACCAACGGCUCGCCCCUCUCUGCCUGCGCUCCCCGACGCUGAACGACUGGCAUGCAUCAGCUGACGACUUCUUGGAAUUGUGGCAACUGCCAAACUGCAUCGGGGCGCUCGAUGGCAAGCAUGUUGCCUUGCAGAAACCAGCUGGCACCGGUUCAAUUUACUUCAACUAUAAGGGCUUUUGCAGCGUCGUGCUCAUGGCCGUAGCUGACGCCAGAUACAGGUUCACCUACAUCAGUGUCGGCAGCCAGGGCAGCGAAAGUGAUGGCGGCAUUUUCGCCCACUCCGAUCUGGCCGCACUGCUGCGUCGACACCAGGAGGUGGGCGACGUUCUGCCGCCACCGAAGGCGCUGCCGAACACCGACGAGGAGCUGCCCCACUUCCUAGUCGGAGACGAGGCGUUCCCGCUACAGCGCCACCUCAUGCGGCCGUACGCGAGGGCGUCGCUGGUGGGAUCGGAGGCGGACCAGCGGCGCAUCUUCAACUACCGUCUGAGUCGUGCGCGCCGCUGCGUCGAGAACGCCUUCGGGAUCCUGGCUCAACAGUGGCGAAUCUACCGUGGGAGCUUGGGCUGCACGCCAGAAAAAGCCGCCUUGCUGGUGAAAGCAACGUGUGCUUUGCACAAUCUCCUGCGCCAGCGAGACGUGGAUGCCGACAGUGUCAGCCGCAGCUACGCAGCCGUCCCCGCCGAGCGUGACGCCGCGCCCACCCUGCGGGGCAUCGGUAGGAUGGGCGCCAACAAUCACUCGCGGGAGACGGCCCGCGUCCGCCAGGCCCUGACCGCGUAUGUGAACGGCGUCGGCAGCGUCCCGUGGCAGAGAGCUGCAGCUGGCCUUGACCAGUGAAGCUGGAGGUGGGCGUGACUGUCGUUCGUGUAUCUGUUGUGGGUGCUGCUGUCGCGGGCGUGGGUGUUUCUGUCGUGGGUGUGGCCGCCGUGCGUGGGUCGCAUGGAGAGGCGUGUGGUGACGGCGGUGUGCACUGUGGGCCCAGUUCAUACGCAAGCUCUACCUGUUAUGAUUUGUUCAUUGUCUUUUGCUGUUACGCGUUGUGCCGCGCUGGCGGCUCCCCGGCCGGCCAGCGGGCCCGCCGGGCCAAAGCCUACCGUCCAGACGAUUGUGUGGUAGGCACACUCGGCGCGCCCGCCCAUUGGUCGCGGUGUGUCACGUGAUUGCGCGGAAGAUGUCGAAGAACUGAACGUCUUAUUCGAGCGGAUCUGGCUGUGCGUCGAGUUGACGCUGACGGCUCGAUCCUGGCUGAGCGUCGAGCCGACUGUUCGUUUUACCGAUUCAAUAUACCCUGGUUUACCGGGUGUCCGAUUCGUGACACACAUCUACCAACGCCUCCAGCUACUGGCGAUUUAUUUAUGUUAUGUGCUCAUUUUAUUAUGUGAACGAUGAACUGAUGUUAAAAAAGUUGGUCAUUACAUGCUUAUCACCACUGA
Messenger RNA from Amphibalanus amphitrite, 2046 nucleotides. RefSeq names its product putative nuclease HARBI1. The record is from RefSeq and is a predicted model, not a curated record. The transcript has 4 exons. Bases 197 to 1450 code for a protein of 417 amino acids. Lineage: Eukaryota; Metazoa; Arthropoda; Thecostraca; Balanomorpha; Balanidae.